UACAAUAGCAUAUUUAUUGUGUUGCCCCGUAUACCUGUUUAUAUGUUGCCUGUGGUAGCCUUAACUGAGGUAGACCGAAAGCUUCAGUCUCUAUAUCGUCGGUUGUUCCACUGAGACUACGUCUGGCUCCACUAGAUCUCCGGAUAUAGAGACUGAACGAUCGCCUAUGCCAUCGCACGUUGAUACACUCUACGGGUAUACGAUAAGACGAUACUGCCCUGACGCUAAGUUAAAUCCUUUUUUUGUAAGAAUCGCAUGCACUAUCAUAUACAAUUUGCAUUUAGAAUUAAACCACACAUGAUAAACAUUAAGAAAAUAUGUGCCUUGGACCUCUGCAUAUGAAAUCUUCUUCAAAAAAGUGUUAUUAUCUCUUCCACUUGACUGUCUUUAGACGUCAGCCAUCUUGAAUCAAAGUAAUGAAUAUUCAUGCCAAAGUUUUUUAGUCUGCACCCCAUUGACCUCAUUCAUAGACGUGCGCGUACGCGCACGUACAUGUACAUCACGCUGCUGCUACUCACGUUUGAGUUCUUGUGUUGCCUGCUUCACGUGCGCGCGCUAUCCUCGACGUGACGCGCGGAGGAGCUAGCCGAGGCGAGGUCAUUGAAUAUUCAUUAGCCACCAUUUUGAUUUCUGUCGGUCAAUGCUUGACGUGGGUCAUCGAGAAGCAGCCAAAAGCUUGGUAACUAUGGGGACAUAAACUUCUGAAGACUUAAGAGCUUAUUGUUGGGUCCUUAGCCUUGCAUCAUGUUUAACUCGAUCCUUGAGAAGCUACGAUCACCUACCCAGCCAGAGAAUCAACAGUUAUUCUCUGUCAUGGUGCCUGGACGAGCUGACCAAGGCAGACCUGAUCAAGAGGAAGAUGGAUUCUUGCUCAUUGGUGAGACUGCUAGUGAAAGAAACACCAUACUGCCUGCUCAUCAUACCCCCAACAGCGUGUACCUUCCUUCUUAUUCACAGGUUGAGCAAUCAGCAAAUAACCCAGUCCAGCCAUCAUCCAGCAGGGCAUGGUCAUCACACCUUCUAUCAUCACCACCUCCAACAUCCAGCCCUGCAGGGAGGAGCAAUCAAGUUGAUUCACAGACAGGCCAUAGUCCCACAUAUGCCAACCUCGUCACAGAAGAUAUCCCAUUCCGAUUGUCAGAGCAGUUGUACUUUGCUCAGAAACUCUCAACAGACACAAGCUACUUUUCCGUGCCCCAUCUCCCCAGCUACAAUCCAACUAAAUAUCUCUAUGACUUUGAGGAGGAAAGGAGAAUGCUAAGAGAAACAGCUGAUACUUGUGAUUGAUAUGCAUUGAUUUUCUUUGAUGUCCCAUAGUACUUAAGUCAAGUUGACCUACUUGCAAGCUCUACAAGAACUUUAGGGGUUCCAUUUUAUAAGGUGAAAGUGUUCACCUAGGUCAACAGAGGCAUUUAUAAAAGCAGGCCUGAUAAAAACCCGAUUUAAAUCGGUUUCCGAAUUUUUUAUUUUGCCCGAUUUUUUCCAGAUUUUUUUCUUUUUC
This is a messenger RNA of Strongylocentrotus purpuratus (purple sea urchin), 1501 nucleotides long. RefSeq lists its product as uncharacterized. Lineage: Eukaryota; Metazoa; Echinodermata; Echinoidea; Camarodonta; Strongylocentrotidae. The record is from RefSeq and is a predicted model, not a curated record. The transcript has 3 exons. Bases 745 to 1287 code for a protein of 180 amino acids.